Messenger RNA from Prionailurus viverrinus (fishing cat), 11206 nucleotides. It is a transcript of the gene TMX3, whose product is annotated as thioredoxin related transmembrane protein 3. Gene Ontology annotation, cellular component: endoplasmic reticulum. The coding region runs from base 7023 to 7961 and encodes 312 amino acids. Lineage: Eukaryota; Metazoa; Chordata; Mammalia; Carnivora; Felidae. Gene Ontology annotation, molecular function: protein disulfide isomerase activity. The record is from RefSeq and is a predicted model, not a curated record. Gene Ontology annotation, biological process: peptidyl-cysteine oxidation. The transcript has 13 exons.
CUGGCAUUAUCUGAAUAUUUGCAUGAGUUUAAUCUUUUCAUAAUAGAGGUAGUCACGAUCAGUAUUUAUAUAGCAGUAAUUUUUGUUUCAGAAGUUGUUCUGAGUGCUGUUGUACUCAAAAGAGUUUACUAACAAUUCAUAUUUUGUUUUAUCAUUUUUCAUUGUGUUAUGUUUUUCUGCUUGUAUCACAACUGAGCAGGUGUUGGAAUUUGGUAACUAUACUAUAUAUUUUUAUAGUACCAUAGCAUUAAUUACGAGGCUUUGUUUAUACUAGGUCAGUAGUGAUAGUGAGGAGUCCAUCUCUAGGCAGACCGAAGUCCUACGUGUGAUCUCUCAGGCCUGACCGGAGGCGAUUAUAAGGCUUUUCCUGGCAGGCCUCAGCAGGGAAGCCGUCCUCCCCACCCCAGACUUGGUGCACCAGCGCAUUGCAGACUCUGGAGGGAGUUGUGAUCACAGACUAGGCCCCUGGGCCAGCUUAGCUCACGUGGAUAUGUGCCUUCCUCGCCCAGUUGCCUCUUUUGAAGGCUUCUUACUGGGGGCCUCACCCAGAGCACUUCCUAGGCAUCUCCUCUGACACCUCUUUAUCUAGGGGCUUUGCUGAAGGCACUUUUCUUUGCUUGGACUCUGUACUUUUCCACUCCUGUGUCUUUCCAUCUUUCAUUCUCCUGCCCACGUGUUCCUAAAGGGACGGAAGCCUUUGGUUCAGUGCUCCUCUCCAGUUAGAUGAAUUCUUUUGUCUGUGCCGCGUCCGCCUGACCCGCACCUGGUACUGUUCCACUUGGAAAAAGGGAACACUGAGGAGCUGGUGCCUUUUUUUCUUUGUUCGGUUGGUUUUUUUUGCCUGUUGGCUUACAUUGUCAUAGUGAGUGAAUAAAGACUUGAUUAUUACUUUCAGUUUGGUUUGUUGUCCUAAUUAACUGCCUUUACACAACAAACUUGGUACAGUAGCCAGGUGGUUAUUUGAGCACAGCGCUUUGCUGGAAGAGCAAAAUUCCUGAGGAUCCGUGGAGCACUCCACUAGCUAUGCUGAUGGAUAAUUGGAGAGUGACAGCAGAUGGUUUGCACAAAAUGUUGAUUCUGAAGGGAACCAUUGUUAAGGUGGAGGUAAUCUAGUUAAACUUGGCAAUGCCUUGAGGGCUGUGUUAGUAUAGACUUUCUCCUUUGGACUGCUCUGACAGUGGGGACAUCUGCCGAAGUAGGGGGAGGAAGGGAGAGAUGAGCAGGCGUGGAUACCUACGACCCUGCUCAGCAGUGUGCUGGGUGAGUUUGCCAGGUUGGGCCCACCUGUGACAAGUUUCCUGUCACUGAAAAACGUGUCUGACGCAUUCUCACAGAGGCCGUAGUGGUCCUGCGAGCCAUCCUGGCGAUCCCUUGGGUCUGCGUUGAGAGAUUAGGAUACCGUGGAUAAUGAGACUUACCCAGACUCAGAUUUCUAGGUUUCUCUUCGAUGCUCCUGCUUAUUACCCAACCCAGGUAAGCCUCCUCAUCUCAUCAGUUCAGUCUGUCUGAGACUGAAGUCCGGGUCUUCCCUGACUUGGAAAAAGUAGCCACCACCAAGAUAGCAGAGAUUGAGCAGCACAGUGAUGUAAGAGGGGGAACCGAGUGCCCUUCCUUGGGCAACUGAGGCAUAGACCUUUCCUAAAAAGUCUCGGUCUGUGUAUUCGAUAAUGGGGUCUCAUAGGGAGAGAUUGAUGGGUUCCUCACCAGGGACCUCACGGCCAGAUGUUAAGCAAGGAGAGGCCUGAUGGGCAGUCCCCAUGAGGGUCAACGUGAUGACAGCCUAUGUGACUGUUGCAGGCAGUGUCUCCUCCAGAUCGGCGGAAAAGCUCCGAAACAUUUACUCAGACCUUUAGCAGGUAUUAGGCUGAGUCCCUCUGUGCCCCAGGGUAGGCUGGAGAUCUUGUGCCGUGGGCAGAGUUUCCUGGGAAAGUUGGGGAGAACUGCACUUCUUGGGCCUUUGCGGUAUCAGUGCACCCUGAUACCCUGCGACCUUGAUGAGGAGGAUGCAUAUGAUGCCUCCCAGUUUGGAGUCCACGGUGACUGGUACAGCACUUUGGCCAGGGCUGGCUCUGGGUGAGUGCUUUCUGGCCCCUGCUGCUACGUGUUUUAUUGGUACAGAUGUAUUGUCUGUGUGAACUCCCAUUCACCUUUGUUCCUAAGCCCCACUGGGAACUGCUAUAAUGAGGGCCGUUUUAGUGGAGCAUGUGGAAGACGGUGAACCUGUUUGACUACCGGCUCUUGAUGCCAUUUUCUCCCCAAAGCAUUACUGACUGCCUGGUGAGUAAACAGCCGUCCUGAUCUCUGAGUGAAAGAAGACAGUGGUCUGUGAGACUGUUUCUCCAUUCAGUAGCUCCGUCUGGCCUGUGCACAAGGCCUCGGGUACCGGGAGACUAGAUAUUCGUUAUAGAUCCCUCAAUAAGAAAGUGCUGCUCUUGCCACUGGUGAUACCUGACAUCAUGAAGAAGGUACUGGAGGUAGCCCGGUCUGUAGCAGUUCACAUCACAAAUGCCUUUUCCAGCAUCCCUCCCUACAGGGCUGAUGACUGGUCAAUCUCCUUCACGUGGAGUGGAUUCCAGCACAGCUUUAUGUCCUUCUUCAAGGCUGUUCAAAUUCCCCAACUGUCUGCUAUCAAUGGGUAGGCCAGAGUCGGGAAGAAAUCCUCCUUCUAGAGGGGGCAUUGGCUUUCUGCUUAUUGAUGACAACCUCCUAGAGGGCCUAGAGAGGGCACUGCCCAACAAGGACCGGAUGCCGUGAUGACUCACGAGGGGCAUCGUGGCUGGACUGUUAACACACUCAAGGUACAAGGACCUAGUUCCCAACUGAAAUUCCUGGGCCUAAUCUGGGAAGUGGUAUGACAUCCCAUUCCACAGGAAAUCAUUACCAAACUUUUGACCUUAUUUGACCCAAAAAAUAGAAAAAGGGGCCCCAUCCCACCAGGGGUUGGUGGACCUAUUUGACUACUGAUGAUGUUAGAGAGCCCCUGUGGAGAUUUGAUAGAGCCUUUCCGUUAGGUUACGAGAAGGGCUGCUACUCUUGAGUGGGGCUCCAACCAACAGGAUACCCUGGAGGCCCUCCAACAGGCUGCCAAGCCUCCCCCUCUUAGCCCCACUGAUCUACAUCUGCCAUUUGAGUUACACCUUGCAGCAGACUCUCAAUUCGCUGACCAGAGCCUAUGGCAGGAGGACAGCCCCAGAGGCCAACGUGGACCAACCUGUAAGCUCCCCAAGUUGGCUGAAAGAAAGGUACACGCCCUUUGAGAGACCAUUAUUGAUCUUGGGUGAGUGCAGUGGUGGGCUCAGGAGCAGAAGUUCCAGUCUUGUUCCUAAAUAGGGCCAGCUCUGGAUCCCCAGGAGAAUGGAAAUGGAACUUCUGGGAGCCCAGCUGGCAUCUUGCAACUGCAUGGAAAGGUCUCAGGCCCUUCCGCCUCCCAGAUAUAACACCAAAGGAGACACUGCCGCCUCUGGCCUAACGGGACCUGAUAGACCUUCAGGACCACCGCUGGGCCUGGUUCACUAAUGGCUCCUCUGGCUUAACUUGUAGGAAUUGGAUGUGGCUGCCAUCCAACCUGAAAGAGACCUGUCCUUCAGCGAGCAUGGGAAGGAGCCCUUGCACAGCGGGCAGCUUCAUGCGGUGUGGACGAUGAUGACACCGUCUGCCCCACCGUUCCCCCACCUCAUGUUUAUUGCUCUGGCCCCAGCAGAUGAGCUCUGCUAUGUUUUCAUUCUCAGGGGCUAUAGCUAAUGGCUUGGCCAUUUGGUUCUGUAGCAUAUAAAACAGGAUCCCCUGUUGAGAUGAGACAUUUGCAUGAAGAUCAUUUCUGCUCCUAGUAAAUGCUUUUUUUCCUCAUUAUUAUUAUGACAUACAGUGUCAUGUGAGUUUGAGGUAUUCAGCGCAGUGACAGUUGUGGGCCUUAGGCAAUGCCCGCCAAGAUAAAAUGUUUUGUAACCCGUGUGAAUGCCCACCAGAGAGGCCCCGGGCUGCAAAAGGAAAUCUAUCCAAUGAGCAUAUAUAUCGUGCUUUUAGCUAAAUGUGGAGACCGAGUCGUUCUCCACUCUAAAGCAAGCAUAUGCACGGUACGUUGGCUCCUGGAUCCGCGAGAGGAUGGCCCAUGGGAAUUCCAACCCCGUCGCAGAUUAGGUUGGCAGUGCACAGCGGCCACGGUGGUGAGAAGACACUAAAACAUUGUGCAAAAUGCAUCCCGCUUGUCAGGCCCCGGGCCAGGCUAUUAACGCUGCCCCAGAUAGUUUCCUUCAAGCCAGUGGGCUCGGCCGUUUCGCAUCCCACCCCUGGCGUCCCGCUGGGUCUUGCUGUCGGUUGACACCUUUGUGUUUGGCCCGCCAAUCUCCAUUCCACUGCGUUCCGCUGACUCCAGCCACGCUCCCUGGGCCCUGCAAACUCACAUUUGCUUCCUGUUCAGGUUCCCUGAGAACUGCAUCUGAUAACAGCCCUGCGUGUGCCGUUCAGGCUCCACAGCAAUAGGCCCAGUCACGGAGCAUAUAGUGGGCUCUGUGCUCCACACCCCUCCUAACCCACAGGGGUACUUGAGCAUUUUAAUGAACUUUCAAAGUACGGGCUUGAUCCCCUGAUGGGAGGGGACAAGAUGACCCCAGUCUGGACUACACAUCUCAGGUCUGGGUCUCAAUGCAGCAGUUCACCAGUCAGGUACUUUUCACUAGUGCUCCAUGGUUGACCAGGUUGUCUGACCCCUUCCUUCAAUUUUACAGUUACUGACUACAGUCUCUGUUGGGGGGUGGGGGACCCCUGUAAAGGACUUGCACACCCUUCCGACUCCUUCCCAAAGACUCAGAUCACUGAGAGAUGAAAAGGCUGUUAGAUAUUAAGGACUGGGAGACAGUAACCUCCUCCAUUUACCACUGGGUGCAGAAUAUGGGGUUUUGCCUCAAGAAUAGUGACCAUCAGUUGAGUUUCUAGUUCAACAGUUUGCCUAAGGUGGCUGUUCCACUUUGCCUGGGUAGCUCCACGUGAUAGAUACUGGUGUGUAAAGUAGAAGUUUAUACUAAAUGGAGCAAAGGUAGAAGAUUUGGGUUUACCAACCUGGGAGACUGAUUAAGAGUGCCCAUAGUGGAGGACAGACCGUCUGUGUCACAGUUGGAUAGAUGUGAGCACCUAAGAGCUCAGAUACUGGAGAUAGGUUCUCUUUGUCUUCAUUGUAGGUUUAAGAAUCUUACUAAAAUAUCCCCAUAGAGACUUUCUGUCAUUUCAUUCAGUAUAGAUUUUGAAUAUAGAUUUCUGUGCAAGGUAUUAGGAGAUGAAAUGAGCAUACUUUUGGUUGGAUAAUACAUAAGUAUUGCAUUUGUGGAAAUGGGUAAGAAUCAUAAAGAGGAUAAAGAUGAUAUGGAAAGAUUGUUUCUAGCUAUGAGGAAUUCAGGAAGGCGUUAUAGAGUAAGAAAUGCUUUUAGCUGAAUAGGAUGUGAACACAAAAGUCAAAUAAACAUGUGAAUUUAACUGAUACAUACCAUAGGGUGAUUGGAAAUUGUAGGGUGCUAAUAAUAUUUGAGUGGAAAGCUAAGUUGCAGCUAGUACGUGAGUAUGUGUAGCACUUUAUACUUGUUUUUGUAGGUGGUGGGAGGGUACCUUGAAGGUGUCAAAUAAGAGAGACAUGGUCAAACGAGCAGAACAGUGUUUUAGGAAGAUUCUGUGGCUGUAGGGUAUUGUGUCACAGGGUCCCCAGAACACCCCCAGGUUGGGUAAUUGACUAGGCGCGCUCAGAGGACUCAGCCUGUAGUCGGGAGUCACAGCCAUAAUUUAGUAUAGCGAGGGGACACAGAGCAAAACCAACAAAGGGAAAAGCCACGGGGGGUGAAUUCCAGAGGAAACCAGAACAGGUUCCAAGAGUCCUCUCCCAGUCGAGUCCCAUAGGAUGUGCUUAAUUCCUUCAUCUGGAAUUGUGACCACAAGUGUGAAAUGUUAUCUACUGAGGAAGCUCAGUAGAGACCCCAUGCUUAGGGAUUGUGGUCAUAUAAGCACCCUCCUGCCUAGUCUGUACCAGGUUUUCAGACUCCCACAAGGAAAGCAGAUGUUCAUCAUAAAAUCACAUCGUUUGCACAGCAUUAGAACAAUGAGCCAUCUUUUUGUUUUGCUUUGUUUUCCUCUUUCAUGUUUACUUUUGAGAGACCCUGCGCACAAGCAGGGGAGGGGCAGAGACAAAGGGAGAUAGGAUCCAAGGCAGGCUCCAGGCUCCAAGCUGUCAGCGGAGAGCCCGCCGUGGGGCUCAAACUCCUGAACUGCAAGAUCAUGACCUGAGCCGAAGUCAGACACUUAAGUGACUGAGCCACCCAAGCGCCCUGGAACCAUGAGCCAUCUUAUCAGGAAAUGUUAGAAACCGUCCUGAAAUUCAAAUUCCCAGAUACCAACGGAGGACCGAACUUGUUCAGGAGAGCAGCCUCCAAUCAGCUGUGUUACCUGCAGUGCACGGGUGUAAAUGGGGCAGAGAGACCAGGAGCUGAGGCGUAUGCCUGUGUUUCUAUCAGGUCCCACCCAAUUUUUUUUUUUUUUUUUAACUGUUGAUUACUUUCUCAGUUCUCUACUUUUUAAAAGAUGUUUUAUGGAUAAGAUUUAGAGGUCAUUUAGUAAAAAAAAAAAUUACAUAAAAAACUUGUUGAUAGAAUUUGUUCUGCGCCCUAAUAUUUAUCAGUUGAUUAUCUCCACCUGCUGUACAGUGGACACACACACACACACACACACACACACGAUCAGAGGUUGGUUUUCUCAUUUUUGUUUUAUAGGUUUAAAGACAAUCGAAAAGAUGACAUCUGGCUUGUAGAUUUUUAUGCACCGUGGUGUGGCCAUUGUAAAAAACUGGAACCGAUUUGGAAUGAAGUUGGUCUUGAGAUGAAAAGCAUUGGUUCUCCAGUUAAAGUUGGGAAGAUGGAUGCUACUUCCUAUUCUAAUUAAAGGGGGACUUGGCAUAUAAUUAUAGAGGACCACGAACUAAAGAUGAUAUUAUUGAGUUUGCUCACAGAGUAUCUGGGGCUCUAAUUCGGCCACUUCCAAGUCAGCAGAUGUUUGAACAUGUGCAAAAGAGACAUCGUGUGUUUUUUGUUUAUAUAGGUGGAGAAUCACCUUUGAAGGAGAAAUACAUAGAUGCUGCUUCAGAAUUAAUUGUAUAUACAUACUUCUUUUCUGCCUCAGAAGACGUGGUUCCUGAGUAUGUGAUACUGAAGGAGAUGCCUGCUGUACUUGUUUUCAAAGAUGAAACUUACUUUGUUUACGAUGAGUACGAGGAUGGUGAUCUGUCAUCUUGGAUCAACAGGGAGAGGUUUCAGAACUAUCUUACCAUGGAUGGCUUCCUCUUGUAUGAACUUGGAGACACAGGAAAGCUUGUGGCGAUUGCAGUUAUUGAUGAGAAAAAUACAUCAAAUGAACACACCAGAUUAAAGUCAAUUAUUCAGGAAGUUGCUAGAGAUUACAGAGACCAGUUCCACAGAGAUUUUCAGUUUGGCCAUAUGGAUGGAAAUGACUAUAUAAAUACUUUGCUAAUGGAUGAACUGAAAGUCCCGACUGUGGUUGUACUGAAUACUUCAAACCAACAAUACUUCUUACUGGACAGACAGAUCGGCAGUGCCGAGGACAUGGCACAUUUCAUUCGUGACAUCUUAGAUGGCACAGUCCCGGCCCAAGGAGGUGAUAGCAUUUUGCAGAGAUUGAAAAGAAUAAUAUUUGAUGCCAAAUCGACUAUUGUGUCUAUAUUCAAGAGCUCGCCCCUCAUGGGCUGCUUUCUCUUUGGCCUUCCACUGGGUGUCAUCAGCAUCAUGUGCUACGGCAUCUACACGGCGGACACUGAUGGAGGGUACAUAGAAGAACGAUACGAGGUGUCCAGAAGUGAAAUCGAGAGCCAGGAACCAGUAGAAGAAAGCAAAGAACAGGAGCCAAGCGAUGGAGCCACCCUCGGGCCUACGGUGCAAGAACCCAAAGACGUAUUAGAGAAGAAGAAAGAUUGAAUCUUGGCUAGUGUGGAAUAUUUGAUAGGAUUUCAAAUUAUCAAAGAGUCUAUUUAUUGAACUUAGACAUUUAAUCAUGAUCUUUACAAAAGAGAAUAUGUUAUUUGUAUUUUGCUAAUAUCAAACUGCAUGGAGUAAAGUAGUCCUUCAUAAAUGGGGAGACAUUUGGAGCAAACACAGGAAAUGUUUAUCUAAAACAAAAAAAUGAGGAAGCACUCCAUCAGAGUUUACCAUAUAGAUGUCGUUUUAGCAGAGUAGUUCUUUUGCAUGUUUCUCUAUCUGAGCAUUCUGUGACAAAUUAAGAUUCUUGGGCAGAAUAUUUAAAUUGGUCAGUCAGGUAGAAGACACAUGUUCGAUAAAGAAAAACAAUACUUUCACCUCCUACCAUUCAUUCUCCUCAUGUAUUUUAGAUGAGAUUUACACGGGCAAAAUUAAAUCUUUAAAAUUUAGCACUUUAAGGAGAACUAACACCUUUUUCCAUGGAUCAAAUUCAGAUUACAACUUAAAAAUAAUUUGGUUUUAUAUAGCAUAGCAAUUUUAUUUUGUUAGUUAUUUUUAACGGAGAAGAAAUGUUACUUUUUAACUUUCUACUCAGUUACAUUAUAAAAUUUUCAUAUGGGUCUGUAUAGUGGGAAAAACCAGUCUUAUGUUUAAUCUUUGCAAAUUAAACAGGAUUUACUUGGAGCAGUGAUUUCAAACCACGUGCUGGGACAUGCUUAGCAGGUGUCUCAGUGAUCACUGCAGAAAGGGGAGAGUCUGUUACUCCUACCCUUCUUUAGCCAGAAUGACCUACUUUUUUUUCUCUUUCUUGUUUUGUAUAUUGGAAUUUCUUCUGAAAAUUUCCUUUGAUAAAAAGCUCCUGCUGCUUUUUAAAAAGUAAUACAGAUCUUAUUUUUUAUGUUUAUGGUAUGGUAACUUUAUGGUAACUUAAAAUAUGUGUGUAUCGUUGUGUGUAUAUAGAUAUAGAUAUAUAUGUAUAUCUAUAUACACACACAACAUGCACAUAUAUUUACAUAUAUAUAUAUAAAAUUUAUUGACAUAUGUAAUAUUAUGGGCAUGUCUAUGUUCAUAAUGAGUAAUGAGUGACAUAAUCAGCCUGUCAGCAAAAUCUGUAUCCAGUGAUCAACAGCCAAGUGUUACCCUCUCCAUCCUCUCAAUUCUGACAUCCUUUUCACCUUCUGUCUAUAAUGACGUAACAGAGGAAUUCUGUCCCAACUCGUGUAUACAGAUUGGAAUUGUUGCAAGUAACACUGUGGUAUAUUUAUUGUAGAUUAUUUUUGAGCCCUUCAUUUUAGCUAACUUUAGAUUUUUAUGAGAUGACCAUUGGGUGACCAUUCAUUGAGCAAUUGAGUUAAACAAUAGAAUGGUUUUUCUUAAACACUAAAAAUGUGUAAUCCUUUUAAAAAUACGCAGCUCAUGGUCCUGACAUUGAAGUUGUUUAGGGCUUUGGUCCCCAAGGCAGCUGUUGACGAUUUCUGAUACUAAGCUGCUCACGACUAAAACAAAACUCGAGUAUCUAAGUCCUAAGAAGUUGCUAGCAAUUGUUUUAUUGUAUCCAUAUGCUCUUUUACAUACAGUGAUUAAAUGCUUAUUUUUACUGUUUGGCACUCUGUUAUUUUUAAUAGUGAAGCACAUAGGAAAUUUCCGGAAAUACUGGAAAGAAACGUUCUCAAGUGGAAACUGGAGAUGAAUGCCUUUAGUUGAACAAAUAGGUUCCUCUCCAAAGAGUAGUGAGGGAUUCUUCUGGAGGAACAAUCUCAAUGUUCCCGCUGGUCAAGCUUGCUUUGCAGCACUGAAAAAAAGCUGAGGUGGGCGCAGUGCCUCACUCGAGUCUAGUCUAGUAAGGAAGGUAAAGCUUAGCCUCCGCCAGUGACAGCAGGAAAUGAUAGGAAAGGACUCCGUUUUCUCAUGUCAUCUGCACAUUUCUUAGCCUUUGUCAGGCAUCACUUAUAAAUGAAAGACCUCCUCAGUAGGGGGAAAAAUAGAUUAAAAGCUCAAUAUAUAUCAACAUACAAAAAGUUUGGCUGUCUUUGUAUUGGGAUUUUUUUUUUUUUAAUCUGUAAAUUAAUGCCUUAGUUCUCUGUUUCCUUUUUCACCGCUCUCUCCCAUUGGCCCACAUUCUAUUUGUGUUUUUUCAAAGUGUGACUGUUAGAAAACAAAAUGGCUAGAUAGUUUAUAAGUAAAUAAUUUUCUUUUCUGUCUGUAUUAAGAUUUUGCUUUUUAUUUGUCGACUUUAGGAUAUUAUCAAAGUUCUUACAAAAAAAUUAAAAAUUUUGUUCACUAGUAUGCUUUUAAUAUGGUCUCAUUUAAUGUGGUAUCAGUACUUGGAAUGCUACUUUCAUUUCAGGAGAAGUUACUGCAAAAUAUAGUUAAUAUCUUAAUGAAUGUAGUAUUAGGACAUACAUGUCCUAAUUCAUUGGUGAAUCUUACCAUGAUUGCAUAUUAAGUUGGAAUUUCACGUUUUCUUUCAGUUGCAAUAAAAUUCUAUUUUUUAAUCCUAAAAUUCAAAAUUCUAGAUGCUUGUUGUUAUGGGAUCUGUUGCUCAAUUUUUUUAGCAGAGAAAGUACAUGUUUUUAUCAAGCCAUGCACGCCCUUAUAGCUUGCAACCCUUUUUGUUCUGUUUCAUCAUACACAGUAAUAUUUCUCUAGCUACUAUUAUCUGAAACUUGUUUGAGGUGUAUUAGGCCUGAAUUUUUAUUUUCUUCCUCGAACCUAGUGGUCUCCUGGUAUCUGACUUACAAACAGCAUUAAGAGCCAAAUAUCUGGAGGCUGAAGGAAGGACCUAUGUGAGUAAACAGCUGUAUUAUUAUUAUUAUUAUUAUUAUUAUUAUUUCAGUGGAUUUUUGUUGUUGAUGUUUCUUGUGUUUUCCUUCAGGGGCUUGUUUGGUUUUGGUUUUCUAAAAAGUAAUUUACAUAUUUCGAUCAUUGCUUCAUAUGCUGUGGAGAUAGAACAGGAAAAAAAACUAAGCUUUUUUUAUUAUGCACACGUUGUUCAAAUAAACCAGUGUGGGAUGUUAAGACUAUCAAUUAAUGGUGGGAUUAUGUUUGCCAUUUUAUUUUUAUAAAUAUAUAUUUUUUCUGAAUGUGUCUGAGUCCAAGAGUGGGCAAAAAAUAAUUUUCUACUUUGGACUAAAUCUAUAAAGGUUUUUGAAAGUCUGUAUUACUAACUUGUUGAAUUCAUGAUAUCUUGCCUUAUGGCACCAAUUGUAAACCUGUUUUUUUCUAAAAUAAAUUAAUUGAAAACA